Messenger RNA from Microsporum canis CBS 113480, 1341 nucleotides. RefSeq names its product ribose-phosphate pyrophosphokinase 4. The record is from RefSeq and is a predicted model, not a curated record. The transcript is spliced from 3 exons. The coding region runs from base 1 to 1341 and encodes 446 amino acids. Gene Ontology annotation, biological process: 5-phosphoribose 1-diphosphate biosynthetic process; purine nucleotide biosynthetic process. NCBI's taxonomy places the organism in Eukaryota, Fungi, Ascomycota, Eurotiomycetes, Onygenales, Arthrodermataceae. Gene Ontology annotation, cellular component: cytoplasm; ribose phosphate diphosphokinase complex. Gene Ontology annotation, molecular function: ribose phosphate diphosphokinase activity; magnesium ion binding.
AUGGUCCGAAACCUCGUUGUCUUGGGCGGCAGCUCGCAUCCACAGCUGAACGCAACCAUCUGCAGACAGCUGGGUAUUCCUCCAGUCAACGUUUUGUUGACAAAAUUUUCUGUUGGUGAGACACGCGUGGAGAUCAACGAGUCGAUUCGAGGAAAAGAUGUCUACAUCAUCCAAUCUGGUGGAGGGAAGGUGAACGACCACUUGAUGGAGCUUUUUAUCACCAUAUCGGCGUGUAAGACUGCCUCUGCUAAGCGAGUCACUGCCGUCCUCCCUCUCUUCCCUUACUCUCGCCAAAGCGAUAUCCCAUACAACAAAGCUGGGGCACCUCUUAUAAAAUCAUCUACUGUCGCCAAACCCGAAGCCAGCAACGCCUACACCUUCGAAAGCACCCCGCCUACCCCGCCGGCUGGAAAUAUAGAAAGCGUUGGGCUUCAGAACGGAAUAGAGGGCCUUCACAAGGGACUGGCUCAGGUCCAGCUGAACGAUCUUGAGAAUGCCGGCUCUCUCAACAAGGCAGCGCGGUUAUCCCACUAUGUUAACGGUAUAAAACGUAGUGAUACCUUGGACUCUCUAAAGUCUGAAAACGGCCACCACCGUAUUCCCACCAGUCACAGUGAUGAAACGGCCAGCAAUGCCUCCAAUACCUCGAAGAUGAGUUCAUUUCAGCCCCGCCCUGGCUACCGACAGUGGGUUGCUCAGGCCGGAACCUUGGUGGCUGACCUGCUCACCUGUGCCGGCGCAGACCAUAUCAUCACUAUGGAUUUGCACGACCCACAGUACCAAGGGUUCUUCGACAUCCCUGUCGACAACCUCUACGGACGUCCUCUCCUCAAGAGAUACAUUCAACAAAACAUUCCAGAUUUCCGCGAAGCAGUGAUCGUCAGCCCCGAUGCCGGAGGCGCUAAGCGAGCAACUGCCAUCGCAGACUCUCUGGGCAUGGAGUUUGCUCUUAUUCACAAGGAGCGACGUCCAACCAAAAUCACCGAUCGCCAGAACGCCACCAUGAUGUUGGUCGGAGACAUCAAAGACCGGACAGCCAUCCUUAUCGAUGACCUUGCCGACACCUCCAAUACUAUAACCCGUGCAGCAAAGCUAUUGAAGAAAGAAGGCGCUUCAAAAGUCUAUGCCUUGGUCACGCAUGGUAUUUUCAGCGGCGAUGCCAUUGACAGAAUAAAUGCGAGCGCCCUGGACAAGGUCGUCGUCACAAAUACAGUUGCUCAGGAAAAUAACCUAAAACGAUGUCCUAAAUUGGAGAUCUUGGAAGUUGGCCAGGUCUUUGCUGAGGCAAUCCGUCGUGUCCACCAUGGUGAAAGUAUCAGUGUGCUGUUCCAAUAUGACUAA